UCGAGGGGUAUAGGUAUAUACACCUCCCCGUCCGCGGUCCAGCCUAGAGUUCCGGCAAAAUCCCCAAUCCCGCAGAGCACGUUCCCUCCGCCCCUCGUUUCCCCACCCACCAGCCUAGGGUUCCGGCGAGAUGAAGCAGCAGGAUGGAGCUAGCCCCGCCAAGAUGUUCAUCGGCGGGCUCUCCAGGCAGACAAGCAUGGAUACGUUCAAAGAGUACUUUGGGAAGUACGGGGAGAUAAUUGAUGCGGUAAUAAUGAAGGACCGCCAUACCCAAAAGCCCAGAGGCUUUGGAUUUAUUACCUAUUCAGAUCCUGCUAUUGUUGACAGAGUGAUUGAAGAUAACCAUGUCAUCGAUGGCAAGCAGGUCGAAAUUAAAAGGACUAUCCCGAAGGGUGCUGCCCCCCUGAAAGAUUUCAAGACAAAGAAGAUUUUUGUUGGCGGAUUGCCUACUGCUCUAACAGAUGGUGAAUUCAAGGACUUCUUUUCAAAGUUUGGAAAGGUGGUGGAACAUGAGAUCAUCUGUGAUCAUUCGACCAACCGGUCACGAGGAUUUGGAUUUAUAGUGUUUGAUGCAGAAAAAACUGUAGAUGAUUUGUUAGCUAAGAAAGGCAAUAAGAUUGAUCUAAAUGGUACUCAGGUGGAGAUCAAGAAGGCAGAACCAAAGAAACCCUCUAACCCACCUCAUUCACUUGAUAGCAAACCUAGGAGAUCUCCUUAUGCAGAUGGUUAUGAUGGAUUUGCCAGCCGUUACAACAAUGGUGGUCGCUUUGCCCCCUAUAAAUCACCUGGUUUUGGCGCUAGGCCUGGCAGCUACAGUAGUGCUUAUGUUCCUGGCAGCUACAGUAGUGCUUAUGUUCCUGGCAGCUACAGUAGUGCUUAUCCUGGUGACUAUAGUAGCGGCUAUGGUGGUUAUGAUGGAGCAUUUGGAGGUCAUCAUGGAGAAUCGUCGCUCUACUCCAGUCGUUUUGGUGGCAGUUAUGGUGGUGGUUUAGGUGGUGCAUAUGGGCGUGAUGCUGUGCCUUAUGGUGGUGGUUUAGGUGGUGCAUAUGGGCGUGAUGCUGUGCCUUAUGGCACGUCUAGCUAUGGGCCUAGUUAUGACUCUUCAGGUGCCAGUGCCGAUCCUAGUGUUAGGUCUGGCGUGGGUGGACUCUAUGGUGCUAGGGGAGGCUAUGGUAGCAGCAGUGGUGGUGGUGCUACUGGUCGCUACCAUCCAUAUGCAGGGUAAGCCUGUGGAUGGUCAAUGCUAGAUGAGAACUUAAGAGAUAUCACCUGCAGCUAGAAGAGCCUUGUGAUCUGCUUAGUUUGCUACUCCAUGGUUGUAGAACUUAAAGACGUUGUUUAGUGUUUGAAAUUUAAACAUACUGAAGACUUGUGCAUGUUUCUUAGAUGCCAUGUUCCAUGUGAAAUAGCUUGCUAUAUC
This is a messenger RNA of Triticum dicoccoides, 1420 nucleotides long. RefSeq names its product heterogeneous nuclear ribonucleoprotein 1-like. NCBI's taxonomy places the organism in Eukaryota, Viridiplantae, Streptophyta, Magnoliopsida, Poales, Poaceae. Gene Ontology annotation, cellular component: chromatin; nucleoplasm. The record is from RefSeq and is a predicted model, not a curated record. Gene Ontology annotation, molecular function: RNA binding. Bases 131 to 1225 code for a protein of 364 amino acids. Gene Ontology annotation, biological process: regulation of gene expression. The transcript is spliced from 6 exons.